AUGAAUUAUAAAUAUUACUUUCUACUGAUUAUUGUCAUUGAAAUUGGCGAAGCAAUCAAAUUGGAACUGUCAACAGAUAUACCUAUAAUCGAUAUUCAAUACAAUAUAUCAUUAUCUGAUAGCUAUCAACAAAAUACAAGUGUCGGAAUUCCAGUUCUGCUUAAUACUGAAUCAAAGAAUCUACAAUUACAGGAAACUAUUUUUACAGGCAUCCCAGCUGGAAUAUAUUUUAGAAUUAGUCAAAAGGGUGUGGAUUAUAUCACAAGUUUAACUGCUGAAGCUUUACCACAAUUGCUUGAAAAAUCCGAAAUGCCAACUAUUGAAAAUCCACAAAUUAAAAUUUCACAUUUAACUAUCGAUAAAUUUAGUAAUCCAACAAUAAAAGCUAAAUUUGUUGCAAAUAUUGGUAUUGAAGCGUAUGUAUUCUUACCUCACGUGAUGCUUAACGCAUUUUACGACGCUUCCACGUUUUUUAGCACAUACAAAGGAAAAUUAAAAGCUGAUGUGCAAAAUUUAAGUGUCACAAUAGAAGUACAUAUUAGCCGAAAUGAAAGCGAAAAAUUGAAUAUUAUUGAGACUCCAGUAUGCAAUGUCACAUCUGAUCUUGUAAGAAUCGUUUUUGCAGGUGACAUGUCAACCUAUUUAAACUUAUUGAGGUCAGUAAUUGAGCAAGCAGUCACUGAUGUUCUCGGGAAUGAACUUUGUCAACUUGCCAUCAAAAUAGGACAAUUCUUCGAGCAACAAAAGCAACAGAUACUGAUGACUACGCCAAUCCCACAGUCAACGUCACCUACGCCAACGCCCACACACUUAUUAUACUUCGGUGAAUCACGUCAACUAAUGGAUAUGAAAUCAAUACAAAGUGCUGAAAAUGAAAAUGCCUUUUAUGAAACGUCUAAUGAAAAGAUGGAAAAUGACGAAGAUUUGGCAGCAAAAUUUGCAGUUGAUUUAUGUGCUGAUGAUCGAUUAGAUGAUAUGAAUGUAUUGAAAUAUUCCGGUGAUAUGAUUUACUUACGGAAUAAACGUAACCUGUAUUUUGGAACAACACCUGAAAGUGAACGUUUUAAUCCAUUAUUGAAAGAUGGUCUUUGGGCACCUGAUUUGACAUUGAUGUAUUCACCAAAGUUCUCAAAUGAGGAUGUAAUAUUUGGGCUCGAUGCAGGUAUCAUAUUUUUUGGCCAAAGGGCAAAGAAUGUUGCUCGGCCAAAUAUGCUCAAUAUAUCAGCUUUUGGUGAUAAGAUGUUUGGUGUGAUUAUCAGUGAAUACGUACCAAACACGUUUUUUGCACAUAUUUACGACAAAGAUAUGGGAGUGUUACGUGAAAAAUUUCGUACUCAUAACUUACCAAAAUUCAUAAAACCAAUAGCUAAGUUAUUGUGUGCUCGUUGUGAACUUCAAUUUAUUGCUAAUCAAACGAGACGACCACAUCUUGUUAUCAGUGAACAAGGUGUUAAAAUUGAUAUUCAAAUUGAUUUGUUAAUUUUAUUUGUUGGCAAAUCACGAAGACAUAAUAUUGUUGAUGCAAAUGCAGAACUUGAUGUGACAGUUCGCCCAUAUCUUAGACAUAGUCGCUUAUAUGGUGAUGUCGCAUUAACUGGAGUGGACAUUAAGAUAAAAGGGGUAUGCUCUUUUCUUUUCUUUUUUUCACAGAAAAAUUAA
Molecule: messenger RNA, 1659 nt
Organism: Brugia pahangi
Lineage: Eukaryota; Metazoa; Nematoda; Chromadorea; Rhabditida; Onchocercidae
Source: the annotation of a GenBank genome assembly